UGCCUGCCCUUGCAUGAGCGCACACAAGUUCCUGGCAGCAGGUUGAUCACUUUACUGCAGUUCUCUGUGUUUAAAUGAGAAUUCACCGUUUAAGUCGCGAGACUUGCAAAGACCCGUGGGUGAAUUUAUUUGCGAGGACUCAGGUUCUUUUCGAGCGAUAGGUUUUUAUGGAAACUUGUGGAUAAUGGAACACGAGACGUUAAUGUAGCUGAGCCAACAGCAACUGCUAAGGCUAUGCGCAGAUAAAUAUACAGGCUAUUUUCACUGCAGCCACUAGUUAGCUAUGUUUACACUGACAGAACCAGAGAGACAGCUCCGCCCCAACUGAGGUCAGAUAACUGCAAUGGUGUUCCCAUCUGGACAUCCCCUUGCCGACCUCCUCACUUCACGAGGUUUUAUCCCGUGUAAAGGUCUUUAGAAUUAAACCGAGUAAUCAAUGACCACAAAACGUCUGUAUGCAACAUGCCCGGUGACAAAGAGCUAAAGAGUCUUCCGUGUGGCCCCGAUGGUUUGGACUGCAUCUUUGAGGGUAAUGCUCGAAUCCUGGUCCUGACAGUGUGUUCGGCAGCCAUUGGAGGAACUCUUCAGUAUGGUUACAACAUUGCCAUAAUCAAUGCACCUACUAUUUAUGUCCAGAAGUUCAUCAACGAAACUUUCCAGGAGCGCUGGGGUGCUGAACUCCAAGUCUACCAGGUGACUCUAAUAUGGACCUUCAUUGUGUCCAUCUUCUCACUGGGAGGGCUGGCAGGUGCCCUGAUUGCUGGUCCAAUGGCUAUCUACUUUGGAAGGAAGAAGUCAUUGCUGCUGAACAAUGUAUUUUUGCUGCUGAGUUCUGUGCUGGCAGUGUUUAGCAGAGCUGCUAGGUCUGUUGAGAUGAUCAUUCUGGCCCGGUUUCUAGUGGGGAUCAAUGCAGGUGUCAGCAUGAACAUCCAGCCCAUGUAUUUUGGAGAGAGUGCACCUAAGCAUUUACGAGGUGCUGUUUCUAUAUCUUCAGCUGUGUUCACAGCUUUUGGAGUGGUGCUGGGACAAGUGGUAGGGCUCAGGGAGAUCUUGGGGAGUGAAUCCUGCUGGCCAUACCUUUUGGCUAGCAAUGCUGUCCCUGGUUUCAUCCAGCUGCUGACAUUACCCUGGUUCCCUGAAAGCCCCCGGUACCUCCUCAUUGACAAAGGAGACAAAGAGGCCUGCAUCAAUGCCUUAUGUCGGUUUCGGGGUUGCGAUGUCCUGCACAGUGAGAUCGAGGAGAUCCAGCAAGAGCAAGCAGCAGCCCUGGGAAUAAAGGCCAAGGGACCCUUGGAACUGUUUACGGAUCAGAGUGUGCGAUGGCAGCUGCUGUCAGUCAUGGUCAUCAGCAGUGCCAUGCAACUGUGUGGGAAUGAUUCUAUAUAUUUCUAUGCAUCGUACGUGUUCCAAGAAGCUGGGAUUUCUGCAGAUAAAAUCCAGUAUGUGACCAUUGGCACAGGUAGCUGUGAAUUUACAGCUUCAAUAGUCAGUAACCUGUUGAUUGAGAAACUUGGAAGGAAGUUCUUGCUGAUGGGUGGGUAUAUUCUCAUGGCUGGCUGGGCAGUGGUCUUCACAGUGAGUCUGUCAUUCCAGCACACAGUGUCAGAGAUGCCCUACUUGAGUAUGACUUGUGUUUUUGCCUAUAUACUCAGCUUUGGAACAGGGCCAGCUGGAGUAACAGGUAUCCUGCCGACUGAGAUAUUCAGUCAAACAGCUCGCCCAGCUGCCUACAUGAUUGCUGGUUCCAUGAUGUGGCUCAACCUCUUCUUGAUGGGCAUGGUCUUCCCCUUCCUUGUGAGAGGCUUUGGCCAGUUUUGCUUCCUUCCUUUCUGUGCCGUCUGCCUUCUCUCAGCCGUCUUCAUUGGGCUGGUGUUACCUGAGACAAAGGGGAAGAGUCUCCCUGCCAUUGCUGAAGAGUAUGACAAGCUUAAUUUCAGGGGCCAGGAGCUGCAGCUUUCAGUUUCAACUCAACUGGCCCAAUACCAGCCGAGCAAAGUACUCAGUUCUACUUCACUGUAGUUUGUGCAUCACGCGAGCAGCAGAGCUGCAACAUUUGACAACUGUUUAAACAGGUUUAUCCAUUUAUGGUUGCAGUAAGUUCUUGUAGAAUGGAAGUUAAGAUUGAUAUGUUUUUAAACCAAAAUGAACUUUAAUCAUGGGAUUUUCUAACCUUGGUCCCAGGUGAUCUCAGGUUGAACCUUUUAAUUGAUCAGGACAAUUGAAGACCAGAUCCUAAUUCUUUUAGCUAAAAUAUUUAAUUCAAAAUAUUAUGGCACAGAAUAAUUAUUUGCACAUCUACUAAAUUUAUAUGGACAGUAACUGUGGAAAGAUUACUUGCCACUUUCAUGAUUUUCUUUAUUACUGUACAUUUGUCAUACUGAAUGGUUUCAGAUCUUUAGACAAAAUAUAAUAUUAGACACAGGGGGGGAUUCCUUUUUCACAUGAAAAAGUGAUAUGGGUGUUUGAUAGAUUUUUUCAUUAAAUAAAUGAAAUAGUAAUUGAAAAAAUGUGUUUUGUUUACUCAAUUACCCUUUCUGUCUAAAGAUCCGAAACCAUUCAGUGUGACAAUUAUGUAAUAAUAGAGGAAAUCAGGAAGGGGCAAAUACUUUUUUAUGACACUGUAUCUGUUUUCUAUACUGGCAUGCAUGACUGCAGUACAAAAUGUGCUAUACAAUUGUUGAUCUGAGUUGAUCUGUACAGCUUUGUUUUGCCAAUUAAAAUUGAAUGGCAUUAUUCAUUGAA
Anguilla anguilla (European eel) is the source of this 2742-nucleotide messenger RNA. Its product is annotated as solute carrier family 2, facilitated glucose transporter member 11-like. The coding region runs from base 463 to 2019 and encodes 518 amino acids. The record is from RefSeq and is a predicted model, not a curated record. Gene Ontology annotation, molecular function: hexose transmembrane transporter activity. The transcript is spliced from 13 exons. Gene Ontology annotation, cellular component: membrane. NCBI's taxonomy places the organism in Eukaryota, Metazoa, Chordata, Actinopteri, Anguilliformes, Anguillidae. Gene Ontology annotation, biological process: monosaccharide transmembrane transport.